This is a messenger RNA of Cyphellophora attinorum, 2526 nucleotides long. RefSeq lists its product as uncharacterized. The record is from RefSeq and is a predicted model, not a curated record. The transcript has a single exon. Lineage: Eukaryota; Fungi; Ascomycota; Eurotiomycetes; Chaetothyriales; Cyphellophoraceae. The coding region runs from base 1 to 2526 and encodes 841 amino acids.
AUGAAUACAUGCAUUGAACUCCUCAACACAAACUAUACUUGUUCCUUCGUGAGCGUAUUCGUCCCAAAGCGUCCUCCUGAAGCAGAUCACGGCAGCAAUUCGACAGCAGCGCUCCCCACACCUGGUGCUUCUCCUGUUCUUCAUCCACAUCGUCACCAAGCAAGAACGCCCCCGUCCAGCGUCACGCUCAAAGCACUAGCUAUCACCAACAACGACGCCGUUGUUCCCUACCCUUGUCCUCGUCCGAGUACGAUACUACACGGCUUUGUCCUCGAAACAAUGCUUCGACACCAGAAACCCGCCCAGGAUGGCCCUAUGGGUAGAGGGUCACCCAUCCUCGCGACAUUGCUUCGUCGUAUCCGUCUCUCGCUUUCCCGCUCCAGGACCAUGACCAAGACAAUGAGCAACAGGAAACAGAGCGAAAGCAGCACCACCACAGUGCAUCAAUCAAAACUAGAGCCAGAACUCCUCCCACUGACCUUCGGAAUCGAAAUCGAAACACACCUCGCCCACCCAACCCUCCCGCCCACCAACUUCGAACCUCCUGACGGCACCUGGCCCAUAGAACGCCUUCACACCCUCCUCCAGUCCCACUUUGCCCGCCACAACCUUGUGCUUCAGCCCGACCAAACCACCAACAAGACUGCCGACGCGUAUAAGCAGUGGAGGGUGGUGGCCGACUCCUCUCUCGCCGCUUCUCCUUGCGGCUCGAGGACGGCGACCGAGUAUUUGUUAGAACAAUGGCCGGAGCUGAAGGACGUUCUGUCGGAAGUGGAACUGGAGGAGCUUGAAGAAGACAAGCUCAAGUGGACCUACUCAUCCGCCGAGAUCGUCAGCCGCCCCAUGCCAGUCCCAACCCUCGCCUCCACCGCACCAGAACAGCCUGAAUGGGCAGAAGCCAAAACGUACUACGACGCAUUGACUUCCAGCGUGAAACAACUCACCGACGGCACCACCAAAAAGCAGAACAGCAACAAAAUGCCCCUGCUCCCCUAUAUGACCCCAACAGCAUCCCUACACAUCCACAUCGGCCUGCAGAACAACUCCUCCCUCCCUCUCGGCCUCCUCAAACAUCUCGCAGUGCUGAUACUGCACUACGAGGACAUCUUCUCGGAACUGCACCCUCCCCAUCGGACAGGGAAUACUUACGCUUCCAGCAAUCGUUGGGGUGUUCGAAAAGGGUUGCACAGCUGUCAGGACGCGGUGGAAUGUUCUCUCAAUACCAUCAGGGAGAUGGUUGAGGCAUGCGCAAGUAUAGGGGACUUGGCUAGGCUAGUGUGCAUGGGCGGUCCGAAGCCCGAGACUGUUGUAUAUGAAGGAAUCGACCCAGCAGACUGGAACGGAAAGGACGCCGGGAACGGAAAGGACGCCGGGAACAGUGGAUGGGACACCACAGCAGCUGGAGCAGCAGAGCUGAAUCCAGGGCCCCAACCAUGGGACCCCAACGCGCACUCACACCUUCCUGAUGGCCGCUCCUGGACCGAUGUCUGCAAUGAGUUGCCUGGUAUGGACUUCGAACGCGGAUCAUGGGAACAUGUCCCCACUUCAUCCUCUUCCUCAGCUGGCGGUGCUCGAAUUGAAAACGAAAACGAGGACAUAGUCCAGACCGAGGAAAAGCAGCAGCAACAGCAACAAGAAGAGAACGCGGAGACGAGAAGAGAAAACAGACCUGCCUCCAACUCCGUUUCCACCACCCUCGCCAACGAAACUUUCUUCAACUCCGACUCCGUCACACUCGCUUCCGACCACAGCCCAGCGCCCUUUGCUGACUGGAACGCCGGCACGACCCUUGACCCAGCCUAUGAUCAGCAGGGCCACGGUAGCAAAUACACCCUCGUGCGUUUCCAACUGCUCGCUGCCAACGCCCACCCUUCCAGCACCGGCGGGAGAACGAUCGAGUUCCGGCAGCCGGCUGGGACGUUGGAUCAGUGGGAGGCAGCGUAUACGGUGCAGUUGUAUACGGCGCUCAUGCGUGUGGCGGAACGGCGGUGGCGACGCGAUUUGCGACGGGAGCAGAAGGAGGAAGGGUGGGAGGUCGUCGACAACGCAGAAUCAGCAGAAGAAGCAGAAGAAGAAGAGGAGGACGAGGAAACUCCGUCCCUCCCAUUCCUCCUCCUGAACAUCCUCGGCUUGCCGCCAGAUGCAAUCGCGUACUGGCUCGCUCGCCACGAGGAGAUGAAGGUGUUGCAGCAGCAAGCGGAGAAAGAGUCGGGAAUCCCGUAUAACCAGUGUGCGGGCUGUGCACAGGAGCAGGCUGGUGAUCUCUGGGGUCCGGGACCGCAGCCUGAUGUGAGCCGAUGGGAGACACUGGAAGAAGGCAGAGGCGAAGCCGGCGACGUGGAGAGCACAGAGACGAACGAGGCGGAAUCGACUGCAGAUUGGGCAGGCGAUGACGAUGACUUUGAUGAGAUUCAGGCCCGCUUCGAACGCACGAGUGCGCUUGGACUGGGGACUUUUGAAGCUCAGGAGGUCCGAAGGCGACCGGCGGCAGCGAUGCAGCGAAAAUUGAUGAGAUGGUAUCAGUGA